CCUACGUCCGAUACGAUACCUACUUGAUUUGGUUUGCCAAUAAGUAAUAACCAUUUGUUACCAUCUGUUCUGUUGUGGUUCUGUUUUGUAUUUGUUUUGGAUAAAUCUACAAUGAGCCCUGUUGAAAGUGUGCCUGUCGCUGUGUUAGGUCAUGUCGACGACUAUGUUGAACUACUUUACGAUGACAUUCCUGAAAAAAUCAAAGGGUCCGCGCUUAUUUUGCAACUUGCACGAAAUCCAGACAAUUUAAUUGAGCUUGCAAGAAAUGAAGCCCUAUUAAGUGCUUUAUCGAGAGUUUUGAGAGAGGAAUGGAAAAGAAGUAUUGAGCUAAGUACCAACAUAGUGUAUACAUUUUUCUGCUUCUCAACAUAUGUUGAGUUUCACUCAGUUAUAAUUCAGUACAAAAUUGGCUCUCUAUGUAUGGAUGUUAUAGAUUAUGAGCUGAAAAGAUAUGAUCAGUGGAAGGAAAAAGUUGAAGGCAAAAAACCAGUUCUUACACCAGACAAAAAUGAAUUACCAAAGAGCCGUAUACCAGAACCAAAACGAAGACCAAAAUCAGGAACAUGGGCUGUGGCUGACGUCAACAUACAAAAAACUCGCUCUGUAGUUUCUAGUUACCAUGAAGACUUGUGCAAUGCCUCUGAUGAAUUUCUGUCAAAAAACGAUGAAGAACAAAUGAAGAGAAAACUGAAGACUCUGUCAAAAAGACAGGAACAGUUACUCAGAGUUGCUUUUUACAUGCUGCUAAACAUAGCAGAUAACGUUAAAGUGGAAGAAAAGAUGCACAAGAAGGAUGUGGUCGGCUUACUGAUUGGGGCUAUGGAAAGACAUUCUAACAUUGAUCUCCUUAUACUUAUUGUUUCAUUUUUGCAAAAGUUAUCCAUAUUUGUUGAAAACAAAAAUGCUAUGGCUACAAAAGGUAUCAUUGAGAAACUAGCCCCAUUGUUAGACUCUCCCAAUGCUGAUUUAAUAAAUGUCACCUUGAAACUCCUGUUUAACUUGACUUUUGACACUAAAUUACGCAACAAGAUGGUGAAAGUCAAUCUACUGCCAAAGCUUAUACAGUUCACAAGUGACGAUAAACACAUCAAUUUGGCGAUGAAAAUUCUUUAUCAUUUAAGCUUGGAUGAUCGGGUUAAAGUCAUGUUUACUCAAUCAGACUGUGUCAAACUAUUAACUGAUAUGCUACUACUGAAUGUGAACAGCGAAGUGAGCUGUGAGGGCGGGCCGGGCACCACGGACGUGCUGCUGGCUCUGUGCGUCAACCUGGCGUGGAGCGAGCGCGCCGCGCAGCAGAUGGCGGCCGAGGGCCGACUGCGCGAGCUCCUCGCGAGGGCCUUCCGACACCGCAAUGCGAUGCUCAUGAAACUUGUGCGCAAUUUGUCGCAUCAUGUGCAGAAUAAGCCUCUCUUUGUGGAGUUCGUCGGCGACAUCGCGGACGCCGUGACCGGCGGCAACGCACCGGAAGAGUUCGUGAUCGAGUGCAUGGGGACUCUGAGCAACAUACUGACCGUGAACAACAACAUCGACAUAUUCGCCGUGGCGGAGCGCUACUCGCUCGUGGCGUGCGUGCUGCGCCUGCUGGACGGCGACGCGGAGCUGGCGCUGGAGGCGGCGGUGGCGGCGGGCGCGCUGGCGGCGGACGAGCGCGCGGCCGCCGCACUGGCGGCGCGCGCGGGUGGCGCGCUGGUGGCCGCGCUGCGCCGCCGCCAGGCCGACGACGAGCACGUGCUGCAGACCGUGUUCGCUUUCCGGCAGCUGCUGUCGCACCCGCGCGCCGCGCACUGCCUCGUCACCCGAACCGAGGCUCCAGCUUACUUGAUCGAUCUAAUGCAAGACAAGAAUGCUGAAAUACGAAAGAUGUGCGAUUCUUGUCUCGACAUUAUUUCUCAAAUGCAAAACGAUUGGGCGGCAAGAAUUAAGGUGGAGCGGUUCCGGUGCCACAACGGGCAGUGGCUGUCGGUGGUGGAGACGCUGGGCGCGGAGGGCGGCGCGGGCGACGCGCCCGACGACCUGCCGCCCUACCUGUCCGCCGCCUACCUCACCACGCACCGCCUCACCACCACCAGCUCCGAUUCGCAGAUUUCUCUGAACGACGAUUCAGACAGCUUCUCUGGAGAAGUUGACUUCAAUCGUGCAAAUAGCAGGAAUACUCAAGAUGGACAAAGUGACGAGCUCUUGGGGCUUUCAGACUCGUUAUCAGGGAAAACGUCAGAAGAUGAAACACUUUUUACAAAGAGCCUUAAUGUAUUCGCUUAGAGCCUUGUAAUAUUGGGAGGCAUACAUUGUAUAGCAUACACAACGCGUGCCUUUAUUUCAGGCAGGCGUGGUGUCUAGCAAAAUAUAUUAACCGAGCCGAUGAUGUAUUGUGGUAUUUAUUGGUACAUUUCUCCGUGCGUUUCUCCAUAAAACGUUACAGGAUGAUGGACUACUAUUUUUGUUGUAGAUCUUAAUCUAAGCUUGUUAUUAAAUUAAAGACACCUGGAUUGAGAGUAAAUCAUAAAAUUAUUAAAUAAUCACAGACAUGAACUUUGUCUGAAGACAAGCAUAAAAGUGCUCUGGCACAUUGAUUCUAGAAUCAUGACGUAUUUCGUUGCAAGUCGCUUGCAACACACCACACCACAGUAAUUAUGCCUGUAGCUUGAAUAAUUAUAAAUUUAGGAGCCUUGAAACAUCUCCAUUUUAAGACUACUUUGGGGGAAAUUAAACUAAAUUAAAUAAAUUGCAAAUUGUAAAAAUAUUUAAAAAUACAUAAAAAUGACUAGUUUCUUUAUAUAAGUAUAGCAAUUGUUAUUCUAGCCAUACUUAUUCUAGAACGAAUUACAGUUUGUUGUGAAAGUACUUCCUGUAAAAAAAAAACUUGUUUCGCUUUGGAACAUGUGCGAAACAUGCUUAUUUAUGCGAAAUAAAAAAAUAAAGCUAAUUUGGAUAGAAGCAGGCGUUGGAAGUCCGCAAUGUAAGGAACCACAUGCUCAAUUUGCUAUAAUCCAAAACAGUUCCAUUAACAACAGAUUAGUGCAGAUUUGUCUGUUUUAGUGAAUUAGAACGAAUUAAGCUUGUGGUUCCUUGGCUAACACGCAUAUUUGCCACGCUAACGUCAGGCUAGCAGCUGGUGCACUUUUGUAAUAGAAUUGCUUUUAUCUGAUGUACCUAAUGUAAUGUGAUACAUUUAUUUAGUUCUUAUCAGUAUUAAAUAAUUUAAAGAA
This is a messenger RNA of Maniola jurtina (meadow brown), 3206 nucleotides long. RefSeq names its product kinesin-associated protein 3 (gene Kap3). Lineage: Eukaryota; Metazoa; Arthropoda; Insecta; Lepidoptera; Nymphalidae. The record is from RefSeq and is a predicted model, not a curated record. The transcript is spliced from 11 exons. Gene Ontology annotation, biological process: cilium organization; microtubule-based movement. The coding region runs from base 112 to 2259 and encodes 715 amino acids. Gene Ontology annotation, molecular function: kinesin binding. Gene Ontology annotation, cellular component: ciliary transition zone; kinesin II complex; axoneme.